GUUGAAAUGAGAGGAAGCGAUGGAGCUGAAGAUCGGCAUUCUGCUCCUGGCGCUUCUAAGGAUCGCCAACGCUUUCGAAAACUCGAAGGAGGAGGACGAUGCUGACGACAAGGACGACGAAAACUACCCCAUCGAGGAGUAUGAAUACGACUAUGGGAGCGCCACGAUAUCCAGCGAUACCGACCUUAUAUCAGGCGGAUCGUUACCGAUUUUCCUGACAGAACCCGUGGACACGUUCGUCGUCAAGGGGAAACCAGCCACUCUUCACUGCCGCGCCGCCCACGCUCUUCAGGUGUACUUCCGGUGCAACGGAGAUCGCAUGGACGGGUCCCAUCACCAGGAAUUCGUCGAUCCGAGGACCGGGACCAGAAUCGUGGAGGCGGAGCUCAACGUCACCAGGAACAUCGUCGAAGAGUACUUCGUGAAAGAGGGGUUCAAGUGCGAAUGCGUAGCUUGGUCUGGUUCGGGACAAAUUCGAGGACAGCCUGCCGCCGUCGAGGUCGCAUACUUGAAGAAGCACUUUAUAUCGCCGCCGUAUUCCGUCGCGGUCGAGGCAGGUCGUGGCACCGAAUUGCAGUGCGUUCCUCCCUUGGGAGUACCGGCACCUCGUUUGUCGUGGCUAAGAAACGGCGCGCCGCUGGAACCGUCUACUGCACCGGAGAAAAAUGCCGAGGAAGGCAGUCGCCUUCGGGUCUCGGCGGAAGGCCACCUUCUUCUAGAGCAGGCCGCCACCUGGCACCAGGGUAACUAUACCUGUGUGGCAGAGAACAUUGCGGCGAGAAGGAGCAGCGAUCCUGCCCUACUUACCGUCUAUGUCAACGGUGGCUGGUCUUCCUGGUCAGGGUGGUCCGAAUGCUCCGUCCGAUGUGGACGGGGACUCCAAAAGAGGACCAGGACUUGCUCCAACCCGACUCCCGUUAAUGGCGGCCAGACUUGUCCUGGAUCACCUGUCCAGCGAACGGAAUGCGACAUUUCAUGCCCCGCUGUUGAUGGGAGGUGGUCUUCCUGGUCACCUUGGUCGGCUUGUGGUCCGAACUGCUCGAGAACCAGAAGACGGUUCUGCAAUGACCCUCCACCCAGCAAUGGUGGCAGGUCUUGUCAAGGGAAAGACUUUGUCAUCGAGUCCUGCACGGCCGAUCGUUGCGGAGCUCUUGGUCAUGGAGGUCCUAGGAUCUUCAAGGAAGCAACGACGGCAGUCGAUAGGAAGACGUCGUUGAUCCUCUGGGUAUCGCUGAGCUUGGCCAUGUUGGUGAUCUCCCUCACGGCCAUCUUCUUGGUCAGGAUGGUGAGGCGGAAGGAGAGGAUGGAUACUCUCUAUGGGGUGGCCAAGCUGGACUUCCGGUCCGAACUCUUUGGGAAUCGCGCCCAAAAACCGGUGAUCACCAGGACGGAGAGGUCCACCUUGACGAACGACUUCGAUGCCGAGGAUCGGGUCUUCGGGAUGUCGAGAUCCUGCUCGGAGCAUCAUUACGACGUGCCACAGUUGUCCGUACCUUCGACCAAGUCAUCGUCCAGCUCCUCGAGGAGCCAUUCCCCGAGGACGUCGAUUCAUCGACAGACGACCUCCGAGAGCGAAGACGGCUCUGCCAGUAACAAUUUUUUCUCUCCUGAAUUAUCUGCAGAUUCUCCCUGCAACCCCGAACGGGAAGAGGACCACGAAGAGGAUUCAAGAUCAGGGGUCGAGAGCGAACUGCAUCUAACUCGGGACGUUGAAGGGAGUUUCAUAGUUAGGGCCCUGGUGUCCGAUCAGGGAGCACUUCUGGUGGUCCCAGAGGCGGGAGUUUCGAUAUCGGUUCCCGAAGGAUCGCUUUCCAGGGGACGGCGCGAGAACAUGUACCUAGCCCUUCUAGGAGACGACUUCUUCCGACCGAUCCUGCCGCCGAACGUGACCCUGCUCUCGGGAAUCGUCAGUUGCGGUCCAUCGGGAGUGAAUCUAACCAAACCGGUGAUUCUCCAGCUGGAGCACUGCGCCGAGCUGAGGACCAAUAAUUGGGAGCUGGCCCUUUGGUCGGCACCCAUCGACCUGGAUGGCUCCACCAGGUCCUACCAAUGGAGGAAGGUUCUGACUCUAGGCGGAGAGCCGACCAACCUCCCUGGGCAGCCUUUCGCUCAGCUGGACCAUUCCGGGAUCUUUCUGGUGACCGAAACUCUGGGAGGAUAUCUGAUAGCCGGGGAGAGUUCCACCGUGGCGCCUGGGAUCGCGAUGAAGAGACUCAAGCUCGUCGUCUACGCGUCCAGGGACAGGGACUACGUCAGGUGUUACGUCCUGGAGGACACCAGAGCCUCCUUCAAAGUGAUCGAGGAACAGGAACGCCGGGUCAGAGGCAUCCUGAUCGAUCGCCGCAGCUUCGGAUUCCAGGCCAGCGGAGCUCCCCUCAGUCUCUAUCUGGAGGACCUGGAGAGUGGGUUCGCGGACAGACAGGAAGUCCCCUACAGGCGAGUCUGGUCCACCUCCAGGACCAGCCUGCACAGGACGUUCAAGAUCGAGAGGAUCGCCGGAGACGUCCGUCUGGUGUUCGAGCUGAGGGCCAGCCAACGGGGAUUCGAGGAUCACGGGGUCCUUCUCAGGAUCGAUCUCGACGUUGCCGAUCGAGGGAGCAAGAGGAGGAGUGGCAAGAUAGAGACCACAGUCGUCAGCCGCACUGCCAGAUCCACGGAGUCCAUCGUUCCUAGGACAUUCAGAUUCUCCAAGAGCCUCAGGAAGCAACUGUGCCAAUGCCUGGACCCUCCCAGCGCCCGCGGGAACGAUUGGCGAAUGCUGGCGCAGAGACUGCAGGUCGAUCGCUACGUGGAGUACUUCGCCACGAAGGCUAGUCCCACCGAGCACAUCCUGGACCUCUGGGAGGCCAGGCACAGGGAGGCGACUGCCCUGGCGGAUCUGCUCAACCAUUUGAGACUGAUGGGACGUGUCGAUGCCGCCAGCAUCCUCGAGAACCGUUUCGGACCCUGGCUCUAACUGCCCCGAUGUCGUUCCCUAUCGAUGUAAAUGUAAAUACCAAGUCACCAAAAGUGUAAUCGACAAGUUUUGUAGCACUCGUUGGAGGACC
Orussus abietinus is the source of this 3047-nucleotide messenger RNA. RefSeq names its product netrin receptor UNC5C. The transcript has 12 exons. Gene Ontology annotation, molecular function: protein binding; netrin receptor activity. Gene Ontology annotation, biological process: motor neuron axon guidance; netrin-activated signaling pathway. The record is from RefSeq and is a predicted model, not a curated record. Gene Ontology annotation, cellular component: membrane. The coding region runs from base 20 to 2956 and encodes 978 amino acids. NCBI's taxonomy places the organism in Eukaryota, Metazoa, Arthropoda, Insecta, Hymenoptera, Orussidae.